AUGGUCGAUAACUGUUGUGCACCAGGUUGCACAAAUAAACGAGGGAAAAAGAAAGGUACGUCGUUUUACCGCAUUCCUAAAGAUGCGGAGAGGCGAGCUAAGUGGAUCAGCGCCAUUAAAAGAGCCAGGAGCACGCAAAACAAGACUGAAAGAUGGGACCCCCCAGCCGUUGGAUUCCGCUUGUGCAGCGAUCACUUCAUAUCAGGGAGAAAGAGUGAUAAUCCCUUGAGUCCGGACUUCGUUCCAACUAUUUUCAACUACGUUCCAUCUCCAGAGAAGAGGAAAAGAAAAAUGAGACUGGAGGUUUUCAACAGACGACAGAAAGCAAAGCUACAGAAGAUGGAGCAGACAAAGCUAUCUGCGAAGGCCAUCCCUCCCAGCCCGAGCCUGAGGGCGCUCACUCUUUUGCCACUCCUGCGGGAAGCAGCAGUCUCUUUGGGUCCGUGGAGUUGUGCUGGUGGGGAGCCUCACACAGUGGUUGGUGGCCCUGUUGGCACGUAUGUGGGCUUGGGCGGCGUGAGCGCUGCCCUGGGAAACGCCUUCUGCUCGUUUUGGCUCAGCGAGGCACAAGUUGUCAGUCUGCCGGCCUGCAUUACAGAGGAUCGAACUACGACUGCCUCUGUGAACUCUCAGAACAUUGGGCCCUCUAUGCCUGAGAGAGUUGCAUCAUUGGAGUUACCGGCUCUGGUAGAUCAGGACGCUGAAAGGCCCGAGCCUGAGGGCGCUCACUCUUUUGCCACUCCUGCGGGAAGCAGCAGUCUCUUUGGGUCCGUGGAGUUGUGCUGGUGGGGAGCCUCACACAGUGGUUGGUGGCCCUGUUGGCACGUAUGUGGGCUUGGGCGGCGUGAGCGCUGCCCUGGGAAACGCCUUCUGCUCGUUUUGUUGGCGCUGAAUUACGCACAGCGGAGGUUGAGAGCACGCCUCCGUUCGGGGUCUGGGGGACCGGUGCUUUCUCUGAUUGCGGGACCGAGCUGCACCUCCCGCGGCAGUUUGGAGACUGCCAAUCAUCACAAGUACACAAAUUCUGAGCCCCGUUUCCACCGGCGCAGCUCCUCCUGCCUCCACUGCUCUGGAUUGACCCCACAGGCCAGAGUCGCUCCAGUUGUGGACACUGAUCAUCAAUAUUAG
Knipowitschia caucasica is the source of this 1128-nucleotide messenger RNA. Lineage: Eukaryota; Metazoa; Chordata; Actinopteri; Gobiiformes; Gobiidae. The record is from the annotation of a GenBank genome assembly.